CGCAUCACAACAAAAUCGGGAAGAUGACGGGUCCCGGUGAACCAACGAAAUCUUUGCCCCUCCCGAGUGGACCAGCGUCACUAUGCUUCGACAAAGACAUGUUCAUGAAGGACACAUUUGAUGUAGACACAUUUGUGAUGGAGUGUCGGCGCCGAGUGCCCCUGGAGACUCUAAGAGACGACCUUUCCACUUACCUGAAGAUUCUGAGGAGUGCAAUGAUCGAACUCAUCAACAAAGACUACGCAGACUUUGUCAAUCUCUCUACUAACCUGGUUGGGAUGGACAAAGCAAUUGGCAACCUUACAACACCCCUCAGUGAAUUGAAGGAUGAAGUCAUGACUGUGAAGAUUGCCAUGGACCAAGCUAUCUAUGCAGUAGAAGAGAAACUGAAACAGCGAGAACAGAUCAGACAGAAAAAGACAUGUCUGCAGAGAUUGAUGAACAUCGUACAGUCUGUAGAAAAAAUUGAGAUACUCCUAGGGAUACAGAGUGGAGAGGGAGGGGAGACAAUCCAGGCCCAACUGAAUGGUCAGUUGAUAGAGAGAGUGGCAAACGAAUUCAACAAACUUCAGUUUUAUGUCAUCAAGAGCACAGGGCUCCCCCUAGUGGAGCGAAUACGACCAAGAAUAGCCAACAUUACCAGCACUCUCCAGGUUAGUCUGGAGGGCCACUUCCUGGAGGGACUAGACACUGGAAACACAGAGAUUCUUCAGCAAUGUCUCCGGACUUAUGCCCUAAUUGACAAGAUACAGGACGUUGAAAACCUGUUCCGACAGGAAAAGGUCCGACCAUAUAUGGAGGAGGUAAUCAGUGAACAGAAUGUGAAGUCAUCCGGAGGACGACCAGGUCUCAAGGGCAUGUUCCAGCAGAUCCUGGACUUUGUACCCCAGCACUGUGGCAUACUAAGGGAGGUAACUACUGGGGGCCGUAUGGGGAUCGAUCAUCAGUGUGCCAUGGAAAGUGUUCGAGGUUACGACUUCAUGGUCAAUGCUGUGUGGCCUGAGGUGGUCAGUAACAUUGAGGCUCGGACACCGUCCAUUUUUGCACCUGGGAAUCCAAAUACAUUUCACGAGAAAUUCCUGAUCAGUAUGAAGUUCCUUGAUGACUUUGAAGCUUUGUGUGGGUCUCAGGCCAGUGUGAGGAGACUGAGAGAACAUCCUAGUUACCACAUCUUUAUGAACAAGUGGAGUUUACCUGUGUACUAUCAGAUCAGAUUCCAGGAGAUAGCUGGUGCCCUGGAGACCUCACUCUGUACAGCCUUCAACAAAUCUGCUGACCAGGCAUUGUUCCACCUCAAUGUGACCUUGACCUUAUGGCGCUGCGUAAGUCGGUGCUGGGGUGAGGACGUCUACCUUGCCCCGAUCUGUCACAAACUAUGGAAGUUAUCCCUUCAGCUCAUCAGUCGUUAUUCCACCUGGCUGGACGAGUGUUACACACAGGAGAUUGAAAAGAAAAACUCAGAAAUAGAUCAUCAGAAAAUGACCACAUCGGCAUCAAUGCCUAUUCUACCUUCGCAAGACCGAAGUAAUGGAGCAAUGGAUACGAAUGGUACAAAUGAAGGGCAGACAACUCCAGCAACACCGCCCAUUACUCUUGGACAAAUCCUCUGCCUAUUGUCCGACGUAGAAAAAUUCUCACAACAGAUAUCCAGUCUGUUUGACGAGACAAUCAAACCAAAGGUAUCUGCUACAGGUUUUGAGAACACAGAUAAUUUAAAGGACAGUAUACAGGAGUGCAGUUCAAGUCUGUUGAACAAACUGCCACGCUACCGUAACUUCAUUGUGGAGGAAAUCAGCUGUCAGUGCUCCAUACAUCUAAAACAGGUCAACGAUGUCCCACGUCUUUAUCGCCGGACGAACAGAGAGGUUCCUGUAAAGCCCUCUACAUACAUUGGGAGUGCCUUCAAGCCUGUCAGCAUGUUUGUACAGGAACAUGGGGAUGUGUUGGGAGAAAAACAGAAGCUAGAAAUAUUUUAUGAAAUAUUCACACGACUGGCAGAUCAGUAUUUCACUGUCACGUCUGAUGUCCUUCUGUCUGUGAAAAAGAUGGAGGAUUCACUGAAGAGAUUGAAGAGGGUUCGAGGAACAGACAAGGGUGCAGGGUCACAAGGGCUCACGGACGAUGACAAGAUACGACACCAGAUUAUACUAGACAUUGACAGCUAUGGACAACAGAUCACAAGUUAUGGGGUACAAAAAGAAGACCUGGAAAGUUACAAAAAAUUGCAGCAGCUUUCAGCAGAGGCUAAAUCUGCCAUGACCACGGCUCAGUGAUCACAUGACAAUGACAUUCCUCUAUCACAUGACUGUCAUGUGAUUUCCCACUUCAUUAUCAGGAACUGAUUGAACUAGAAACAAUUUCUUCUGUGAAUCUGUUUAUUUAUGCAACUUAGAUUUAAAACUGACAAAAGAAAAAAAAGAUAUGUAAGCUGAUUCAAAUGUGCAUUAACGAUAUCUAAAAAAAAUUGUAUUGGUAUUUAAAUUAAUUCUUUAUAUGAGUUGAUAAAUUAUUACACAAAGGAAUUUAAUAUCUAUUAAUUUAGAAAAGCUUACCUGUAAAUUUGUAGCAAAAUUAGAGAAUCCAUUUAAAGGUACAUACAUUGUAUUUAGAAUGCUUAGAAUUCUAAGUAAGCCUUAGUCCUUUGAUUUAGUGCUUAAUGAGUUAUUUUACUUCAGCUAUGUACCCCACAGCUGAUGUAUAUUUUUGGCGAAAAAAUUCAUCUAUUAAAGAGAAGAGGCAUAAAAUGAAUUUUAUUUUGGAGUGGGCAUAUUUUUAUUUAUCAGGUAUUGUGCCCAAAUUUUACUGUUAGAUACAUCACAGAAGAGUUCUUUAUGAAGCACGAUAACCUUAAAUAGUGCAGGGAUUAUAGAAAUUUUCAGGUAAAAUCUUUUUAUCAAGUCAAAUACAUAAACCUUACAAUUAGCACUCUCUGCGAAGAUGUUGAUGGAUGUAUUUAAUAAAUCAUCGUAUGAUAGUUCAGAUUGUGUCAUCACUACAUGAUAAUUUAAUACUAUAUUUGAUUGACAUGUUCGGUCCAAAAACAUUAUUUAUCAUAUACAUAUAAUGUUACAAAGGCCAUUUGCCGUGCAAUACUGCUGUUCUGUAAACAAAUUAAUUUGGAAAUGAGCCCAUUGUUAUUUUUGGACACAAUUGUGAUGUGAUGCAUCAAUGUCAACACAUUAUGGUCUUAGAAGUGAGAAAAUGUAUCUUCUCGAGUUCUGUGAUUGUUGCUAUAUACAGAGAAAUAUUGAAAAUGCAUUUGCAUGAAUAUUUCCCCAGUUAUCUGAUAAACAGAAUCUACUACACUUGUUCAUGUAAUAUUUGGUUUAUCAAACUUUUUUGUGUGUUAAUUUAAAACAAAAUUAAGCUUGUUAAAUAAAUUUGAUUUUACAUGAAUGUCAGUUGUAGAUUCUCCAUUUAAUGAAUUUCUGGGAAAAUUCAAAUAUGUUACUCAGUUUGAAAUUUUCCAGAUUUUAUCAGUUAUUUAUUGAAGUAUAUUUUAUGACUUAUUACUGAAAUGUCAAUCUCUGAGUAUGUAUACAUUCAUAUAUGUGUUAUUGGUUUUGCUUUUAAAUAUAUGGUUUAUGAAAGUGGGGAAAAUGAAAAAUAAAUCUUUAAACUUUGAA
Pecten maximus is the source of this 3626-nucleotide messenger RNA. Its product is annotated as conserved oligomeric Golgi complex subunit 2-like. Lineage: Eukaryota; Metazoa; Mollusca; Bivalvia; Pectinida; Pectinidae. Bases 24 to 2273 code for a protein of 749 amino acids. Gene Ontology annotation, cellular component: membrane; COG complex. The transcript has 19 exons. Gene Ontology annotation, biological process: protein transport; Golgi organization; intra-Golgi vesicle-mediated transport. The record is from RefSeq and is a predicted model, not a curated record.